AUGAGUUUGGUGUUUAGGAGUUCGACGUAUGCUUUGAAGGCAGAGCUUUUAGGCAUUGUGACUGCGGCAUACAGUUUGGGUGCUAUUUUGUCGAUGCCGUUUGUACCAAUGCUUGCUCAACGCUUUGGAUGUAGGUGGUCCAUAAUGCUUGGGUCGAUUGUGAUGGUUAUUGGGUCAUUUCUUCAGGGAUUUUCCAUCAAUGCUGCGAUGUAUAUCGUUGCCAGAAUGUUUCUUGGAUUUGCUAUUGUCUCUGCAAUAGUUUCCGGCUCAGCCAUGCUUGGUGAAUUAGCAUACCAGAAAGAAAGGCCAGUCAUGACUUCUCUCUUGAAUGCAUCUUGCUUCCUACCAGAAAGUCCUCGGUACCUUAUUAGCAAGGAUAGACGAGAUGAAGCAUUCGAUUUCUUGGUCAAGUAUCAUGCAGAAGGAAAUCGUGAUUCAGUAUUUGUUCGUGCUGAAAUGACUCAGAUUGAAACAACGGUCAAAUUAGAAGAAGAAGCUUCUAAACGAUCUUGGAUGUCCAUGUUGAGUACUCCUGGAAUGAGACGCCGGGUGUUUCGCUUCUGCUAUGGAGUCUUCACACAAUGGUCUGGCAAUACUUUGAUUUCAUUCUACCUUUCCAAGAUCCUUGCCAUGAUAGGUUACACGGAUACUAACACGAAAACUUUGAUAAAUAUCGGAUCAACAACUUGGUCUUUCCUCACAGGAACUUUAGCCGCCCUCACAGUACCACGCUUUAACGCCGCACCAUCAUGGACAAUCAGUAUGCAACGAGCCAUGCUAGCGUAUGAUACCAAUCGGCCCAACAAAGCUGCUGCCAUCACCACACUAUUUUUUAUAUUUCUUUACUCGCCUUGUUAUAACAUUGGGAACAAUGCACUUGCAUAUACCUAUCUAGUAGAACUAUUCCCCUACGCGGACCGUUCUCGCGGUUUCUCCAUCGAACAAUUUUUCGUCCGGGCAGCUAAUUUCUUUACCACCUACGUGAAUCCCAUCGGUAUGGCCAAUAUUGGUUGGAAAUAUCUUAUUAUGUAUUGUGUAACCAUUUGCAUUGAGACAAUUGAGAUUGGCUUCUUGUAUCCUGAGACUCAGGGACGUACCUUGAAAGAACUUGCUUUUCUAUUUGAGGACAAUGUGUUGGCAGAGAAAGCUGCUGUGGCUGUGGAGAAAACUAUACAUUUUGAUCACCGUGAUGAGGCAAGGACUGCGUAG
Molecule: messenger RNA, 1209 nt
Organism: Botrytis porri
Lineage: Eukaryota; Fungi; Ascomycota; Leotiomycetes; Helotiales; Sclerotiniaceae
Exons: 8
Coding region: 1-1209 (402 amino acids)
Biological process (GO): carbohydrate transport; transmembrane transport
Cellular component (GO): membrane
Molecular function (GO): carbohydrate:proton symporter activity
Source: RefSeq, a predicted model, not a curated record